UCACAGCCGGGUGCCCACUGGGUAUGCGCAAAAAGCGCUGCGCUUUGUGCAUGGCCCCGUAGUCUUCUGGGACCUGUCAUGUCUGCAGUCUCUGGUCAUCUCCUGUAGUAUGUCCGCAGUCUCUGGUCAUCUCCUGUAUCUCCUGUAUGUCCGCAGUCUCUGGUCAUCUCCUGUAGUAUGUCCGCAGUCCGCAGUCUCUGGUACUAUGUCCGCAGUCUCUGGUCAUCUCCUGUAGUAUGUCCGCAGUCUCUGGUCAUCUCCUGUACUAUGUCCGCAGUCUCUGGUCAUCUCCUGUACUAUGUCCGCAGUCUCUGGUCAUCUCCUGUACUAUGUCCGCAGUCUCUGGUCAUCUCUGUCCUGUACUAUGUCCGCAGUCUCUGGUCAUCUCCUGUACUGUCCGCAGUCUCUGGUCAUCUCCUUGCACUAUGUCCGCAGUCUCUGGUCAUGUACUCGCUGUACUAUGUCCGCAGUCUCUGGUCAUCUCCUGUACUGUGUCCGCAGUCUCUGGUCAUCUCCUGUACUGUGUCCGCUGUCUCUGGUCAUCUCCUGUACUGUGUCCGCUGUCUCUGGUCAUCUCCU
Staurois parvus is the source of this 579-nucleotide messenger RNA. Lineage: Eukaryota; Metazoa; Chordata; Amphibia; Anura; Ranidae. The record is from the annotation of a GenBank genome assembly.